Molecule: messenger RNA, 4572 nt
Organism: Colletotrichum destructivum
Lineage: Eukaryota; Fungi; Ascomycota; Sordariomycetes; Glomerellales; Glomerellaceae
Product: Putative endonuclease/exonuclease/phosphatase, WD40/YVTN repeat-like-containing domain superfamily
Exons: 4
Coding region: 639-4232 (1197 amino acids)
Biological process (GO): phosphatidylinositol dephosphorylation
Molecular function (GO): protein binding; phosphatidylinositol-4,5-bisphosphate 5-phosphatase activity
Source: RefSeq, a predicted model, not a curated record
GUUUUCUUUCUGGCACGAGAGCACCACUACUGCGGCCUACGUGCCUAGCACACGUUACCCUCCCUGCCGCCCUGUCUCGUCAGAGAGAACACUGUGCUUUCCUCCCUCCCCACGGCGGUACGGACUCCUAAGUACCGGCGAACCAGGUACACUACCCUCCACAUUGCCGUCCCAUCAGAACGGCUACAUAGGUAUAGGUAGCACGGCUGGGAAUCUUAUUGCUCCAAGGGGCCGUUGCAAUGCCACUUCGUCUACAACCACAACCACCACGCAGACUACCACCACAACAAACCACUCUCAUUGCCGUCUUUUCUCGCCCCUUCCUCCUGGCCAUGCUCUCUUGCGCGUUGCAGUAGUUUCACAACGUCCGCCCAGCAUCAUUAUGCUCCUCAGCCCUCUUGCACAGCCGUUCAUCCCACUUCACAGAAUCUCUCCGAACACCUACGCCCGACAGACUCUCUUUCCCGCUUACCCGCCCUUACGAGGCUCGACUCUGAGCAGCUUGGUCCUUGGUUGAGCAGGCGUCGGCCCUCAAACAAACGCCCGCAGUUGAUGGGCUCAUGAGGAUAUACACCUGAAGACGUGGGUGUAAUGGGUAUCGGCACCCUGGGCCCCCGCUGUCGCCUUCUACUGCCAACAUGGCUCCUCCCGCACAGAAUGGGCCUGAUGGCUCAUCACUCAAACCUGUCUCCUCAUUGAGGGCGCAGUUCGAGAACAUGAACAAGAACGGUGAAUUCGCCGCGGCCGCGCCUGGCCCCUCCCCGCCUCGAGCCAUCUCCCCGGCCCCGAAGCCAGAGUUCCUUCGAGAUGCGAAACCCUCCUCCGAAACCCUGCCGGUCCCCCCGAGACCGCGAGACCGCACGAGUAUCUCGGCUCCAUCACUACCCCCUCCGCUGCACGAGCCGGUCCCUCGCUCGCCCGGCCGACCACUAGGUGUCCCUCCCACCCUGAAGCCCGAGCCGGUGAAGGCUCCCUCUGUCAUGGUCGAGCCUCCCCAGUCUCCUCCCAAGAACCCCGUAUCGAGGUUCGCGCAUGCGGAGGUGCCGGCAUUUCUGAAUGCGGAGUCCGGCUCCUCUACUCCCAGCACUCCUACUUCGUCGCGGACUUUCAAAAUUCCAAGCCGGCCACAUACCCCCUCACUCGAGUCGCGGCGCUCACCCAGACUCUCGGCCUCCCAACCCCCUUCACCGCCACCACCGAGGAGGUCAGUGGAUAUUCGAAGAGAUAAUAAGCCUGCCGUGCCGCCGCCGAUCAACCGGGCCGAGAAGCCGUCGAUGCAGUCGCAAGCGAAACCUCCCUUCUAUACUGACCAACAGUUAGCUGCCGAUGGCAGGGGUAAGAUUAGGGAGGAGACGUCGCCUUUCAGUAGCCCGCCCGGAAGCCCUGACGGUCUUCACGAGCCGCCGCCCCCUACCCUGCCUACCAGGCCGAAAGCACAUAUCACGCAGAUGGAGCCGCCGCCGCCUCAGCGUGGAAGACCAUUGGACGUAGGCUUUGCACCGCCACCCGUUCACCACUCCAUCAUGACGAAGCGGAACCAGCGGGAUCAGGAAGUAAACGGCUUCGUCAAGGGGCAGAUUACACCCCAGAUCACUGGUGAUCGGCCGGGACUGCCCGCUCUUCCAGCGAGACCGCAGACAAUCGCGGAGCCUCCACCACGGCCGCCAGUGACUAUGAAGCCUCCUCCGCGGCCUCCACGGCCGGGCGUCAACACGCACGCCGUCACGCACUCCGUUUCUGAGAUUCAGCCUCCACCGAAACGUAUUGUCUCGACUCCCACAGCGCAUCUGCCGCCCCCAACCAGGCUGCCGGGCCGCGCGAACACUGUGACGGACCGAACGUCGGAGAGGGCCGCUCCUCGGCCAUCGCCUCCGCAACCACCUCAAUCUGUGCAGCCCGCGCAGCCGCAGCCUGAGCCGACAGUGUCGUUAAUCCCCUCCAGCAAUACCUCAAAGGUCGAAAUUAACGGAUCCACGCCAAACUUUCCUGACCCAGCAAACGUGAACCGGAGACCGCCCUACAUCAAGCAUGGCAUGCACGAGAUCCAAACCAAGUACGACCCGCGCACGUUUGACGUUUGUGGCGACCUCGUCUGUACGACUGGCCACCUUACACGCGUCUGGAGCCUUCGGGACGGUGAGCUAUUAAUGAGCUUCGCCCACGGCGAGGGCAUCAAAGCUACGACGGUAGCUUUUAAGCCCGGCACGAACGUGGACGAAGAAGGAAAGCGAUUGUGGAUUGGCAACAACUUUGGCGAGCUUAUGGAAGCCGACAUUGCCACGCAAAGCGUGGUUGCCAACAAGCCUGGAGCUCACGGACGGCACGAGGUCGUCAAGAUUUAUCGCCACUUCAACGAACUGUGGACGCUGGACGAAACGGGCGGUCUACUCGUCUGGGGUCCGGAUGAUACGAGUACGCCAAAUCUCACGAACAACCCGCAUCAGGCCUUCCGGGUGCCCAAGGGUCAUUCGUUCUCCAUGGUCAUCGGAGACGAGCUGUGGCAUGCAACCGGCAAAGAGAUACGCGUGUUCGCACCAACGUCGGAUGGGCAAGUUCAGUUCCAAGUCCUGGUCCGCGCUCUUGCGCAGGACGCUGCGGGCGAGGUAACUUCCGGAACGCAAGUGCGAUCGCAGCCGGGCAAAGUGUUCUUUGGCCAUGCCGAUGGCAAGGUAUCUAUAUACAGCACACAAGACUUUGCUUGCCUCGGUCUAGUGAAUUUGAGCUCCUGGAAGAUCAAUUCCCUGGCAGGAGUUGGUGAUCAUUUGUGGGCAGGCUUCAACACUGGCAAGGUCGGCGUGUAUGACAUGGAGUCGACGCCGUGGGCUGUCAAGAAAGACUGGCAGGCGCAUGAGAAGAACCCAGUCGUCAAGCUCGCCUCGGAUGUAUCGAGCUGCUACCGGCUGGACCGCCACCAGGUCAUCUCGCUCGGUGCCGAUAACAUGAUUCGCGUGUGGGACGGCCUGCUACAGGACGACUGGCACGAGACGGAGAUGAAGGCCAUGGACACGCAGUACUGUGAGUUCCAAGACCUCAAGGUCUUGUGCAUGACUUGGAAUGCGGGCGCCUCGACGCCUCACAGUCUGCGGUACGCGCAGGAGGAUGCCGAGUUCAUCAAGAGCCUUCUGACGGCCAACAGCUCCCCAGACAUUCUCGUCUUUGGGUUUCAAGAGCUGGUGGACCUGGAAGACAAGACAGCAACAGCUAAACGAUUCCUAAAGGUCAAGAAGAAGGAGGGCUCAGACCAGGAGCGCAUGAGUCAUCAGUACCGCGACUGGAGAGAUUUCCUGCUCAAGAGCCUCGACGAAUACAUGCCGCCGGACUGUUUGUAUCAUCUCCUACACACUGCCACGCUUGUAGGGCUGUUCACGUGCAUCUUCGUCAAGUCGACGCUUCGGGAUCGGAUACAAAACCUUAGCGCGGCAGAAGUCAAGCGUGGCAUGGGCGGCUUGCAUGGCAACAAGGGCGCUAUUGUCGUGCGGUUCAUGGUAGACGACUCCUCACUCUGCUUCAUCAACUGCCAUUUAGCCGCAGGCCAGUCGCAGGCCAACAGUCGGCACAAUGAUGUGGCUGCCAUUCUCGAGGCACAAAUUCUGCCGCCCGAGCGGGACCUCAGCGCUCGCCUCGAUAGCUACGUCGGUGGUGGAGACGGCACUAUGAUUCUGGACCACGAGCUUUGUCUUCUCAACGGCGAUCUCAACUACCGCAUCGACACGAUGUCUCGCGAUACUGUUGUCAUCGCUGUCAAGCAGAACAACCUGGCCAAGCUUCUCGAGAGGGACCAACUCCUUGUGGCGAAGCGGCGAAACCCAGCCUUUAAGCUGCGAGCCUUUGACGAAAUGCCGAUUACGUUUGCGCCGACUUACAAAUACGAUGUCGGCACGGAUAAUUACGACACGAGCGAGAAGAAGCGCUCGCCGGCGUGGUGCGACCGUUUGCUAUACCGCGGAGGUGGCAGGAUCAAGCAGAUCGACUACAAGAGACACGAGGUGCGAGUGUCCGACCAUCGGCCGGUCACGGGUCGGUUCAAGUUCACGGUCAAGAAAAUCCAGCCCAAAGCGCGAGCGAUGGCGUGGAUGGACUGCCAGCAGAGGUUCGAGGACCUCAAAUUGCGCGAAAUCAACGAUGACAAGAUGUUAUACCUGACGAACGUCAUCGGCUACGAUGAAGCCACAGCUCGGAGCAUUCUCCAGCCAAGGAACGACCGUAGCCUGAGUAGGUCAAGAGACGCAUGAACAUAGCAUACAGGAUACGACCCGAACUAGAGGAAAGGACACAGUGAGCCGUGGGCGGACGAAGCACGAAUGUUUUAACGAAUGACGGGGUUCUCUACUUUUACGACGGAGGUGGGGGGGGCGCUGGGAAAAGGAACUUGACGAAAGGCGGGUGGCUUCUUAAAAAACCAACUCUUGAGCGUCCCACGACUUUUGGCAUUUGAUGGCGUAGCUUAGACAGACGGAAGCAAGAAACGCAGGGUUUCGUUUGCCCGCCACGGCGAUGCCUGUCCCGGGUUCGAGGGGAACACAUCUGGGCACGGCGGGUAGUAGCGUGUGCUGGCCACCGUAUAGAGGGGGG